Molecule: messenger RNA, 1079 nt
Organism: Drosophila subobscura
Lineage: Eukaryota; Metazoa; Arthropoda; Insecta; Diptera; Drosophilidae
Product: protein obstructor-E
Exons: 5
Coding region: 59-1009 (316 amino acids)
Cellular component (GO): extracellular region
Molecular function (GO): chitin binding
Source: RefSeq, a predicted model, not a curated record
UUAAUUGGAGUUUAUAAAUUAAACUAUCUGUCUGUGCAGGUUUACGUUGACUAAUAAAAUGGCGCUUUUGAAAAUUUGCAUAUUUGCGCUGGCUUUGGCUGUGGGCAUCCAAACAACGAUCGCACAGCAAGCCAAGUACCGUGGACAAUUCCGCAUUGGUGCGGGUCAUCCGCCAUCGCAGCGACACUUUCCACCACGCGAUCGCGACCCCGUGGGGGAGGCGGCUGUGGUGCCCAAGCGCAAGCAGGAGGCGGUCGAGUACGAGCCGAGCGAGGAGUGCCCGGAGGCGAAUGGCUUCUAUCCGGACAGCAAGCAGUGUGACAAAUACUACGCCUGUCUCGAUGGGGUGCCCACGGAGCGGCUCUGUGCCGAUGGCAUGGUCUUCAAUGACUACACGCCCAUCGAGGAGAAGUGCGACCUGCCCUACAACAUUGAUUGCAGCAAGCGGUCCAAGCUACAAACGCCCCAAUCCUCUCAGCACUGCCCUCGCAAGAACGGAUACUUUGGCCACGAGAAGCCCGGCAUUUGUGACAAGUUUUACUUCUGCGUCGAUGGCAAGUUCAACAUGAUUACCUGCCCGCAGGGGCUGGUCUUCAAUCCCAAGACCGGCAUCUGCACGUGGCCCGAUGAAGUGGGCGUCACCGGCUGCAAGUCGGAGGAUAUCUUUGAGUUUACGUGUCCCAAGGUGAACGAGAGCGUUGCCGUAACCCAUCCCCGCUAUGCCGACCCCGAUGACUGCCAGUUCUUCUAUGUGUGCGUCAAUGGAGACCUGCCACGGCGCAAUGGCUGCAAGCUCGGCCAGGUCUUCGAUGAGGAUUCCAAGAACUGUGACUGGGCGCGCAAGGUGCCCGAUUGCGCUGACUGGUACAAGGAUCGCCUAACGGAUGCCGAGCUCGAUGAGCUGGAGAACCCGAAACCCAAGUCCACAACCACCAAGAGGCCGCCACGCGUACGCGGCCCCUCCAGGCGCAAGCCCACGCCCAAGGUGGAGCAGGAGGAGGAGGUCUAAGCAUCGACUGUUUAGUAUUUAGUGUUCGAAACGGAACUGCAAAUUAAAAGCUUGUAGGAGUUAUAAUUAA